AUGAGUUACAUUAGCAUAUCAAAUCCUUCAAAUCCACGUUAUAAUUUCGCUUAUGCCCAUGACGGUAAUGCAUCGUUCCAUAUUAAUGACAUAAUGAUGUCAGGUAGCAGUAAUUCACAUUUAAUGUCACCAUCUGUUUAUACAGAAAAGAAAUUUCAUACAUUGUUACCUCCAUUAGUAGAUCAAGAAAAUAUGGAUAAUAAUUUGAAGUUAAUAUUAAAUAAACAUUCAUUUGACAUGAAUAUUUCGAAAAAAAACAAUCCAUCAUAUAACACCAAUAGCCCAGUGAAAUGUAACAAUACAAGUAAUGCCGUAAGGGUUUCAAAUUCUCAAAUCGAUGAAAAGUUUGCUACAAAUAACAACGGUCAAUUUGAAGAUACUGGUUAUAAUAAAUAUAAAAAUCUAAUCUAUGAACAGUUGAAUAUCAAUUACCUUUCCUCUCCAGACAGUAAAUCAUAUUCAAGUAUAAAAAAAUAUGAGAAUAAUGUUUCAACUUCAAUACCUUCUCCAAAAAGUACAACAUUAAGUCUCACAUCAAGCAGGAAGAAUAGUACCACUGCAACAAGUUCAUUAUCUGCUAGUUCUAACUAUAAUUAUGGAAAUAUCAUAUCAUGCAAAGCAUACAAAGAACAAUUAUUACCAGCUUCCCCAUCUACAGAACCUGCUACAGAGAAUACAAAUAUCGAUGUCGAAAGAAAGAAAACCACUACAAAAACAGAGGAUAUACGGAUUCCAAGUUCUUUCACUUCAAUGGAAACCUCAACUGAAGGUCAAUUAGUGGACUCAAAUGAAGCUAGCGCUAGGAAAAAAAGACAUUAUAACAAGAAAAGAAUUGUUCCAGAGGGAAUAGAAUCAAGCAGAACUCACAUUUUAAAAGCUGACAUAGUUAAACGCCGUAAAUAUAUUUGUCGAGUGUGUUCCAAAGGUCUCACUACAUCUGGUCAUUUAGCAAGGCACUAUAGAAUCCAUACUGGUGAAAAAAAUCAUUUUUGCCCAUAUGAAGGUUGUAAUCAAAGGUUCAGCAGGCAUGACAAUUGUAUUCAACAUUAUCGAACACAUUUGAAAAAAAGAUAA
Vanderwaltozyma polyspora DSM 70294 is the source of this 1074-nucleotide messenger RNA. RefSeq lists its product as uncharacterized. Bases 1 to 1074 code for a protein of 357 amino acids. Gene Ontology annotation, biological process: regulation of transcription by RNA polymerase II. The transcript has a single exon. Gene Ontology annotation, molecular function: RNA polymerase II cis-regulatory region sequence-specific DNA binding; DNA-binding transcription factor activity, RNA polymerase II-specific. Gene Ontology annotation, cellular component: transcription regulator complex; PcG protein complex. The record is from RefSeq and is a predicted model, not a curated record. Lineage: Eukaryota; Fungi; Ascomycota; Saccharomycetes; Saccharomycetales; Saccharomycetaceae.